This is a messenger RNA of Pseudoliparis swirei, 3566 nucleotides long. It is a transcript of the gene tert, whose product is annotated as telomerase reverse transcriptase. The record is from RefSeq and is a predicted model, not a curated record. Gene Ontology annotation, biological process: telomere maintenance via telomerase. Gene Ontology annotation, molecular function: telomeric repeat DNA binding; telomerase RNA binding. Gene Ontology annotation, cellular component: telomerase catalytic core complex. The transcript is spliced from 17 exons. The coding region runs from base 9 to 3347 and encodes 1112 amino acids. Lineage: Eukaryota; Metazoa; Chordata; Actinopteri; Perciformes; Liparidae.
CGCCGGACAUGUCUCCCCCUAACAUGUCUCCCCCUAACAUGUCUCCCCCUAACAUGUCCCCCGCGCUGGACAUCCUCCGGUCCGUGUACCGGCACACGGAGACGCUGGAGGAGUUCGCGAGCCGCGUGGUGUUCCGGGACGGACGGAGGGCAGCGCUGGUGGAGCCGACCGACACGCUCCGGUUCACGGGCUUCGUCCGCGGCGUCUUCGUGUGCUUCGACCAGGAGCUGCAACAAGUGCCGAGCGGCAGCCAGAUCUGCUCUCUGCCCGAGCUGCUGGCCUUCGUCGUCAACAACCUCACGAGGAAAAGAAAGAAAAACAUCCUGGCCCACGGCUACAGCUUCCUGUCCGUGGACCGGGAGCAGCGGGACGCCGACCACUUAAAAUUCCAAGGCGACGUGACUCAGAGCGCGGCCUACAUCCACGGCAGCGACCUGUGGAAGAAGGCCGCCGCGCGCCUCGGCACGGACCUCACGCGCCACCUGCUGGAGAGCUGCUCCAUGUUCGUGGCGGUCCCGCCCUCGUGCGUCUUCCAGGUGUGCGGCGCUCCCAUCUACGACAGGGUGAACACGACGAGCGCCUCCACCGGGUUCUACCUGCAGCCCCGGUCCGCCAGGGCGCGCGGCAUUGGUGGCGGCGUUAGCGGAAGGGACCGAGGUGCGGCGACCUGGAAAAGGAAGCGGGAAGCUCUGAGUCUCGCCGCCGGCAGGCCGAGGAACGAGAGGCGGUUGAGAGGGAGGACGGGGAAAAGGAAAAGGGAUGCUGACCAGAAGGAUGAGGAGGAGUUUAGGACAGGAAAGAGGAGACGGGUCGGACGGCAAGAGGUUCGCAGUGAAACCGCGGAGGAAGGACGACCCUCGGAAGAACCGACGGCGUCUACGAAGCCUUCGGAGAAUCGCCCCCCGCGUUCCAAACCGCCCGUCGAAAUGCCGACGACUGUACUUCCCGCCGAGGUCGGAGGCCCCGGUUCGAGGCCGGGGCCUCCCUGUCCUCCGCCGCCCUCGCAGACCUUCAUCCGCACGCUGGGGUUGCUCUACGGGGGGAGGGGCAUGCGCGGCUUCCUCCUCAACAGGAGGAAGAAGAGCGCGGCGGGAUGCGGGAGGCUCCGCGGGGAAGACGUGGUGCGGAUGGUCUUCUUAGAGGGGACGGCGUUCCUCACCGGGCCGGCGGGGAAGCCGAGGAAGCCGAGGAAGCUCCCCCGGCGCUUCUUCCGCGCGGCGCCCUUGUUCGGGGAGCUGCUGCGGCGACACAAGAGGUGUCCGUACAGCCGGACGCUGCAGAGGACGUGCCCCGUGGCGGAGGCGGUGGGCGGAGCCGAACCGGGGCGGUUGAGCGCCCUCUUGCCUCGCCACUGCGCGCCCCGAAGGGUCUACCUGUUCGUCAAGGAGUGCCUCAGGGCCGUGGUCCCUUUGGAGCUGUGGGGCUCGGACCACAACCGACUUCAGUUCUUCUUCCGGGUCCGGGCCUUCCUGUCCAGCGGCAAGUUCGAGCGUCUCUCGCUGGCCGAGCUGAUGUGGAAGAUGAGGGUGAACGACUGCGAUUGGGCGAAGAUCAGUCGAACCGCCGGGGUCCCGCCCAGCGAGCUGGCGUACCGCACGCGCAUCCUGGGUCGGCUCCUGGCCUGGCUCCUGGACGGGUACGUGGCGGGCCUGGUCCGAGCCUGCUUCUACGUCACGGAGAGCGUGGGCCAGAAGAACGCCCUCCGGUUCUACAGACAGGAAGUCUGGGCCAAAGUGCAGGAAUUGGCCUUCAGGGCUCACCUCUCCAAGGGCCAGAUGGAGGAGUUGACUCCGGCUCAGGUGGCGGCGCUCCCCAAAGACACCGUCGUCUCCCGCCUGCGCUUCAUCCCCAAGACCGACAGCAUGAGGCCCAUCACGCGAGUCGUCGGAGCGGACGCCAAAACCAGAAUCUACCAAGGGCGUGUCCGCAACCUGAUGGACAUCCUGCGGGCCUGUGUGCGCUCCACGCCGGCCCUCCUGGGCUCCACGGUGUGGGGCAUGACGGACAUCCACAAGGUGCUGCGCUCUCUAGCUCCGGCCCAGAAGGACGAACCACAGCCCCUCUACUUUGUUAAGGUGGAUGUGAGUGGCGCCUACGAGAGUCUGCCUCAUGACAAACUCCUUGAAGUGAUCGGCCAGGUUCUGACACCCGUCCAGGAAGAACUCUUUACCAGCCGCCGCUAUGCCAAGAUCUGGGCUGAUUCCCAUGAGGGCAUGAAGAAGUCCUUUGUUCGACAGGCCGAUUUCCUCGAGGGCAACAUGAGCGCCACCAACAUGAAAGGGUUCGUGACGUCCCUGCAAAAGAGCGGGAAAGUGCAUCAUGCCAUCCUGGUAGAGCAGCAUUUCUGCUCGGACCUGAACGGCAGAGACGCGUUGCAGUUCUUCACCCGAAUGCUGACCGGCAGCGUGGUUCAGUUCGGAAAGAAAACAUACCGCCAGUGCCGAGGGAUUCCUCAGGGAUCGGUCGUGUCCAGCCUGCUCUGCUGCCUCUGCUACGGUCACAUGGAGAACGUCCUGCUCAAAAACAUCGCCGAGAAGAAAGGGCGUUUGAUGAGACUGGUGGACGACUUCCUUCUGGUCACGCCCGACUUGCACGACGCACAAACCUUCCUCAAGGUCUUGCUGGCCGGCGUGCCGCAGUACGGUCUGGUGCUCAACCCGCAGAAGGUGGUGGUCAACUUUCAGGUGGCGGCCAGCGUGGGCUCGUGUCCACCCGGCAUCCGCGUGCUGCCCCCCCGCUGCCUCUUCCCCUGGUGUGGACUGCUGCUGGACACGCACUCGCUGGACGUCUCCAAGGACUACUCCAGCUAUGCGGACCUGUCUCUGCGCUACAGCCUGACUCUGGGCUCGUCUCACUCGGCCGGACAGCAGAUGAGGAGGAAGCUGACGGCCAUCCUCCGGCUCAAGUGUCACCCUCUGUUCCUGGACCUGAAGACCAACUCUCUUGAGGGCGUCUACAAGAACGUCUACAAGCUGGUGCUGCUUCAUGCAUGCAGGUUCCACGUCUGCGCCCAGCGUUUGCCCUUCGGUCAGACAGUCGCUCUGAACCCCGACUACUUCCUGCAGAUGAUCUUGGGUUUGGCUCAAUACGCCAACCGGCUCAUCAGGCUCAGCAACAAAGGACCGGACCUGGGCAGUAGUAUCCAGGUGGAGGCCGUGGAGCUGCUCUUCUGUGUGUCCUUCGUGUUCGUGCUGUCGCAGCAUCGCUUCCUCUACAAGGCUCUGCUCCCUCACCUGCACACGCGGAAACGCAGCCUCGAGCAAAGUCUGGGGCCCACGAGGCUGGCCAGGGUCCGCCAGGCCACGAACCCCAGGACCCCAGUGGACUUCUGGGCCAUCCAGAUGUAGACUACCCCCCCUCAAUUACAGCUCCCAUGAACACCAUGAAACCCUCAGUAGCUCAAAGGUCGACUUAUACAUGUUUAGUCGUUGUGUCGUGAGUUUUGUCUAUUUUUUUUCCGGUUAUCUGAUCGUCCAUGUCAAUGAAAAACAGUCAUAAAGUCAUAAAACGUUGACGUGAUAAACCCUCGGUCAGAAACACAAUAAAGAGGUAUAUUUGAAAAUCGU